Molecule: messenger RNA, 2940 nt
Organism: Fusarium pseudograminearum CS3096
Lineage: Eukaryota; Fungi; Ascomycota; Sordariomycetes; Hypocreales; Nectriaceae
Exons: 8
Coding region: 1-2940 (979 amino acids)
Source: RefSeq, a predicted model, not a curated record
AUGAAUCGUCAACAGAGGCCCAAUCUCAAAAACGGCGUUGACCUUCAGCUCCAGUCUGCCUUUAACGAUGGCAACUGGGCUGCAGUGAUUCGCCUGGCUGAGAAGCGGGCGAGGACGUUUAAUGAUCAGUACUACGAGAUUGUCAAAAUCUGUGCUGAAAGUCAGCUCGAUGAUCCCAGUUCCAAGUUUGCUGCCAUAACCGCCAUCGACAAAUUUGUUAGGGAGGAAACCGUUGUCAAGGAUGUUGAUGCUCUGGAUCUUCUCGAGUGGGCUGCCCAGGGACUCAAUGAGGAGGAGGAAUUUCCUCAGACUCUUGGACCUUUGAGGGCACGUCUAGUCAAAGCUUCGCCAAAGGACAAGAUCGGCGCCAGUCGCUGUUUGGAGUCAUGUCUGUUGCAUUGGGACCUUGUUAGUGCGCAACAGAUUGCAGCAAUAAUGGAUAGAUCAUUUCCUCAAGAGCGAACAUUUAUGUUUUGGAACAUUGUCAUCACACACCUGUUGGCGACCAGCCCACAAGCACCACCUGAAAAGAAGAAGCUCUACGGGAUGCUCGCUUUGAAGCAGGCCCAGCGUGCUGCACAGUUGGCCGAACAGGACGCUGCUGCAGAAGGCGAUGCCAAACCACAGCCUCGAAGCAUCCAGACAGAAGAAGAAAUUCUACUGUUUUACGAUGUUACCGAGAAGCACGGCUCGAAAGAAGACUUUGCCAAGGUCAUCUCCAGUCCCGUCUUCAAUCCUCUUACACAGUUCCAAAAGGGCAGAAAAGAGUUGUUAUUGAGGACGAUUGCCCGAUAUCAGCAACAGCAAGAAUUUGAAGCCAUCUUCCAGCUUUGCAAUGAUUGCUUAUCUAUCGAAGAUGAGAACGGUCAACCAAGUCUGCUGGCGGCCGACUGGAAGGUCUGGCGACACUUUAUUGACGCUGCUGCUCAAAUAAAGACAGUCAAGCCAGACGUCGAGGAAACCGUCCAAAAUUUGCUUCUCAAGUUCAUCAAGUCACCAGAUCUGCGACCCAUCUACAAGCGCAUCAUCCUCCUGGCACGCCUUUCGGCAGCGUUCAACUUGGCAUCAAAUGAUGAGGAUGACCUUGUCGCGAACGAGCCCGCAUCUUUCCGACUUAAAGAGUUGAUCAACUAUAUAAACGAUCAAGGAAUUAAUGCUGCUUGCUUCAACGACAUCAAACCCUUUGCGGAGAAACUCGCCCCCUCUGCGCUCAAGUACCUUGCCUAUGAUUUUACCACCAAAUUGGCCGAAGAAAUGGAGGACGAGAUCAAGUCAGCACGGAUACGAAAUUUUUCGCUGAAGCUACAAUACUUUGCGGCUACCUGUCCCUCCAUGUAUAGCACAGUACCUGGUGAAAAGCCGAUGCGUAAAUGCAUCGUCUCUGGUGAUGAGGUCGAGGCCAGCUCGCCUGGGCCAGCUUUCUCCAUUGUCGCUACAUCUGCGCUCGAGGUACACAAGUCGUUGGCUGAUCUAACUUCAAAGAGCCCCUCUGUAGAGGCCGAGAUCAGAUCUGACUUGGCUGUCAUCGCCGCCCUCUGCUAUAUCCAGGCCGCAUUCCCUCCUUCGACCGAGAUUUCCAACGUGCCUACCUCUUACGCUUCUCUCCUCCAAGCAUUGCUGCUGCUUGAGCACCAGCUCUCCUUGUCCCCGAAGCAUAGCAUAAUUUCUCUUUUGCUUGUGCAACUACACCUUCGCGUUGGCUCAUCGAUUCGAGCUCGCGAGAUCUGGGACACACUGGGAGUCAAGCGAACGAUCAUGGACUCACUGGCACCCAUAUUUUACGACCGACUGUCUACCAUUGCGCCCGCUCUCAUCUCACCAUCAGACGAAACAGGCUGGGAGCUCUUGGAGCUGUUAAGCUCUCACUUUAACACAUCCCUGAAGCUAAGAAUGCCUCGACGCUUAAUCGACGCUUUCGAGUCGGGAAGUUACAGCAGUGUGGUCGAUAUUCCUGAAUACAUGGAGAACCUACGCUGGGGCUGUACGCGCGUGUUGAGUCUGGUCGAGGAGACUAGGACUGAUCGAAUUAUGGGAGAGCAGUUUUCAGAAGUCUUGACUGAUCCCCGGUUUAUCGAAGUAACUGACGACAAGAAUCUGGUUGAGACCAUUGACUAUGGCUCGUUUCCUUCAUGGGAUUGCAGCUCCCAAUCGCCCAUUUAUUCCCGCCUGCGCAUUGGACCUGCACCAACAAACCGCCGUGCUCACCUGUCGCUGCUCUCCGAGGCUUUCCAUGAGCUUUUGAGUUACAAGCCUCCACCUAUCUACAAAGGCUCGGCCGCCGCAGCCGUCCCUGGCCAGAUUUUUGUUCUUGAAACUCUCAGCCAAUUGAGCAACUCCUUCAUCAAGUUCUCGAAUGGCUCCAGCGAAGAUUUCACUCCUCAAGAAGCAACAUACUUUGAAGUGAUGAAUCUGCUCAGCACUCUCAUCCCAUUCACGACCGGCAUCGGCAGAGCCAAUCCUGUACCUGAAGAGUUUGCUCAGAUCACCGACACAUUAAAGAUUGCUUUGGAUACUCUGAAACUUGAGAUUGUGGGACUUGCAACUCCUUCGGAACAAGUCACGACUCUGAGCACUUUCCACUCUCUCGCGAUCCUCCGUGACACCGCCGCGGCGAUAAAGAAUGCUGCGCAAUGGAUCAUCGCCUUUAACGAUCGCGAAAAGGAGCGCGACCGCUCUGGUAAAAGCAACUUACCCAAGGAUAUUAUGGCGCAGAUCAAGGAACUGGUUACUGUAUCUGAGGCGGCACUCAAGGAGGGCAAGGACACUGUAGCAAAGCUAAAGGAGCAAGUCUAUGGAAGAGACUUUGAACCCGCAGUAAGGAAGUGGAUUUUCGAUGGAGCUGAAAAUGUUUUGGAGAUGGUGGGAGAGGGAGCAACUAAAAAGCUGGUCAAGAGCUGGGAAGCCAAUGUCAAGGGUUGGCUUCAGGUUAAGUGGAGUUAG